Messenger RNA from Brassica napus (rape), 810 nucleotides. Its product is annotated as 2-hydroxy-palmitic acid dioxygenase mpo1-like. Gene Ontology annotation, biological process: sphingoid catabolic process. The transcript is spliced from 4 exons. The record is from RefSeq and is a predicted model, not a curated record. The coding region runs from base 57 to 680 and encodes 207 amino acids. Lineage: Eukaryota; Viridiplantae; Streptophyta; Magnoliopsida; Brassicales; Brassicaceae. Gene Ontology annotation, cellular component: endoplasmic reticulum.
CUGCUUUUCCACUCCGACAGUAAAAAAAGUAGUCGGAACCUUAAAAAAAAGAAGUGAUGAGCAACCGUAUCGGAUUACUCGAUCUGGAGAAGCAUUUCGCCUUCUACGGAGCUUAUCACAGCAACCGCGUAAACAUAAUCAUCCACACACUAUUCGUAUGGCCUAACGUCUUCGCGACUCUCCUUUUCCUGUAUUCCACGCAACCGAUUCUAGAUCGCUCUUAUCUAGUGUUCAUCGAAGCGUUGACUUUUGACGGUGUUCUGCGCCUGGACAUUGGUUUUAUCCUCACUGCGAUCUAUGCUGUCUUCUACAUAUGUUUGGAUAACAAGUCUGGAGUUUUAGCUGCUCUGUUAUGUUUCUCUUGCUGGAUCGGCUCUAGCUUUCUCGCAGCUCGUUUAGGACAUUCCUUGACCUUGAAGGUUGGAGUAGCUUCUCAGCUCCUAUGCUGGACCGGUCAGUUCCUAGGUCACGGCUUGUUUGAGAAACGAGCUCCUGCGCUUCUAGACAAUCUGGUCCAAGCUUUUCUGAUGGGUCCUUACUUCGUGUUGCUCGAGGUGCUGCAGUCUGGUUUUGGAUACGAGCCAUACCCUGGAUUCAAAUCACGCGUUGACUGCAAGAUAGAGAAUGAUAUCAAGGAAUGGAGAGAAGAGAAACUGAAGAAGAAGAAGAAGCUUAUGUAAGCUCUAACAGGUAUACAGUACUAGAGUGAGUAUGAUUCAAAAAUGGUUAUUAAAGAAAGCAAAUGAUGUGUAAACUCAUGUAAGGCCCAAGCCCACUAAACAAUAGCGUAAGAAUGAGCUCAUUUGAUGA